UACGUUAUGAGAACUUUCGCACUCCUGUCUAUGUGCCUUUAGAGGUAUUUUGUGAGAGAAGCCCAGACUAAUAUGACUGCUCUCCUCUAGCACAGGCCCAACUCCUCCCGGACACUGCUCCUGCCCCCUCCUUGUCGCUCCCUCGUUGUUCUCGAAUAUGAGAUGGGAGUUUUUAUAAACUUGAUUAACACGGGUACUACACUGCUUCAGAGCGCAGCAGGGACCGGAAACUCUACUUUCCUCUCUGGAGACGCUGAGAAACCCGACUACAGUCCUUUAGAAGGGGUUCGGCAGGUGCCAUCCUGCACGCUUCCCCGGGCAAGCUGGGAAAGUGAACUCGCAGCACAGCCUCGGGUGCCUGCAGCCUGCCAGGGAGCCAGAUCCCGGGUGGACUGGAGCAGCCUCGGACCCAGCAGCGUCCCCAUCGCCCUCUCCCCAAGCGAGCUCUGACCUAAACCCGGACUCAGCGGUGCAGCCUAGGUUCGGACAGUACCUCCCAGGUCGGCUUGUUAUGGAAACUGUCUACAGAAUUGGAUUUUUUUUCUACCUUGAGAUGAUUACAAGGGACUCACAUGGGAAAUCACUGUCUACUAAGCCUCUGAAAUGAACUAUGAGCAGAGGCCUGGUGCCAGAGGCCCAGGGAUCACAGCUCCAAGGUGUGCCUGAUCUGCAGAGAAAUGCUGAUUUCUCUGCAGAGGAGCGUGAAUGCCUGGGCCCGGAUCAGUGGAAUCUGUACAGGGAUGUGAUGUUGGAGAAUUUCAGCAACCUCGUGUUCCUGGGUCUUGCUUCCUCUAAGCCAUACCUGGUCACAUUUCUGGAGCAAAGUCAAGGGUCUAAUGACAUGAAGAGGCAAGGAUCAGCUGCCAUGCAAACAGGAAACAAACCACUCUACAAAGAAUGUGGCAUUACCUUCCCUUGGAACUCACAACCCAUUAACCACCAGAAAAUUAAUUUAAGCAUUAAGCCCUAUAAGUUUGGAGAUUGUGGUAAGGUCUUCCGUUUUCCUUAAGUUCUUUGUGUACACAAGAGAAGUCACACGGGAGAGAAACCCUACAUAUGUGAAGUAUGUGACAAGGACUUCCAUGCAGCAUCAUUACUUAAAGCACAGGCGAGAAUUCAUACAGGACAGAGACCCUUCAAAUGUGAACUGUGUUGCAAGGCCUUUUAUAUUCCAUCACAACUAUCUACACACAUGAAGAUUCAUACAGGAGAGAAACCUUACAAGUGUGAAGUAUGUGACAAGGCCUUCAGUCGUCUGUCAGGACUUGCUGUACACAAGAAAAUCCAUACAGGAGAGAAACCCUACAAGUGUCAACUAUGUGACAAGGCCUUCUAUAUUCCAUCACGACUUUCUGUACACAUGAGGAUUCACACAGGAGAGAAACCUUGCAAGUGUGAAGUAUGUGGCCAGGCCUUCAUUCGUCCAUCUGGCCUUUCUGUACACAAGAAUAUUCAUACAGGAGAGAAACCCUACAAGUGUGAAGUAUGAGGCAAAGCUUUCCAUUAUCCGUCAUUACUUUAUAAACAGAAAAGAAUCCAGACAGGAUUGAAAACCUACAAGUGUGAAGUAUGUGGCAAGGCAUUCAGUUACCCACCAGAACUUUCCAUACACAAGAAAAUUCAUACCGGAAAGAAACCCUAGAAAUGUGAAACAUGUUGUAAGGUCUUCAAAACUUCCUGGAUUCUUUAUGCUCACUUGAUAAUCCUUUCUGGAAAGAAACCAUACAAGUGUGAGGAGUAUGGAAAAACCUAUAGAAAGUCACACCUAACACAGCAUGAAUUAACUUACACUGGGAAGAAACAUUACAAAUAUGAAGAGCGGCAAACAGUACAAGUAUAUCAGAAACCUUAAGGGAAGUAAAAAAAUUCAUUCUGGAGAGUAACCAUUAAGUAUGAAGAAUGUGGCAAAGACUUUAGAACUUACCCAACACAUUCUAUACACAAGACUAGUCACACUGGAGGGAAAUAUUACUAGUUGGAGAGUGGCAAGGCCUUUCACCAGUCUUCUGGUCUUAAACAACAUCAAGGAAUUCAUUUGAGAGAGGAAGCCUGUGAAGAAUGUGCCAAUGUCUUUUGAAGUUACUAAGAACUUUUAAAACACCUGAUAAUUCAUACUGGAGAGAAAUGCCACUAGGGUCAAAAAUGUUAAAAACCCUUUAAUAAAUUUCUAGUGUUUCUCAUCCCAAGGUAAUUAAAACUUAAAUAAUACAAAUGUUAAAAUGUUUUCUACUUUUUUGUUCUUUAAAGGAUAUCAAAAAGUAUUCUGAAUAGAAGCCCUACAAAUAGGGACAAUGUGGUAAAGCCUUUGGGUCAUUCAGACCGUAUUACCCAGCACUAAAGAAUCCAUAGUACAAGGAAGCCAUACACAUGUGAAGGGUCUGGUGAGGUCCUUGACCCUCAAACA
This is a messenger RNA of Cricetulus griseus (Chinese hamster), 2404 nucleotides long. The record is from RefSeq and is a predicted model, not a curated record. Lineage: Eukaryota; Metazoa; Chordata; Mammalia; Rodentia; Cricetidae.